Molecule: messenger RNA, 2693 nt
Organism: Trematosphaeria pertusa
Lineage: Eukaryota; Fungi; Ascomycota; Dothideomycetes; Pleosporales; Trematosphaeriaceae
Exons: 1
Coding region: 98-2386 (762 amino acids)
Source: RefSeq, a predicted model, not a curated record
CUCCACUUCGUUACUUUAACAACUGUUGCCUGUUCUCGGACUUUAAAAUUCCCUCCCAACUCUACUUCCGAAAUAGUGUAAUCCUUCAUUUCAUAAUAUGGACUCUCCUUCGCCGGACUAUAAACAACUCUUUCUAGAGGAGCAACGCCUAUGGCAGGAGGCAAAACGAGCGCGACAAGAGGCAGAACGAGGGCUCCAAGAGGCAGAACGAGCGCGACAAGAGGCAGAACGAGCGCGACAAGAGGCAGAACGAGGGCUCCAAGAGGCAAAACGAGCGCGACAAGAGGCAGAACGAGCCAUCCAAAAGACUACUCUCCCCGAGUUCCUCGACGUAUGCCAUGUCCACCUCCACUCUAAUCUGGCGGUCCAGACUGACCCAUAUCUGUCUACGGAGGGCGAUCCAUCGAACGCGAAUGACAAGGUUCGACCAGAGGAGAUCCGUGUUUGGGAGGACUUUCCUGAGCAGCAGGAGAAGAUGUGGCAGCUCCUUGUGGACGCCGACUUCAUUCAACAGCGUCACUUCACCUCGAUACAUACGCUGCAGGAGCUUGGGCCAAACAUAUUGCACCGCAAGUUAGCCUCGGAACUCGACCUCUAUCUUUUCGAACGCUCGACAGCCGAAGACCCAACCUCCCUCAUCCUUAAUCGAAUCUACGCGGAUCCGCAUCUACGCCGCAAAUAUAAUCUUAGAGGUUCGGUGAAGUUUGAAAAUCAUGACAAUACACUUAGUCCUGAGGCGGAGGUGGAGAGAGGUACAGAGCAAAUGGAUAUUUCUGGCCAGAGCCGUCGACGUUCACCUCGGCUGAGAGAGAGAGAGAGAGCGAUUGAUAUAGUAGGGGAAUCUGCUGGAAGCGGUGCCUCCCCGCCGGCCGGAAAAUGGAAAUUUGCACGGCCGCGCGCAGAUCAGUUCUGUGCGUACAACAUGUCAGGCGACGCGACAAACUCGGGUUCCCGAACUGCUAUAUUCGUCAUAGAAUACAAGCCUCCUUACAAGCUGACGCUGAACCACAUCUACGAAGGACUCGAGGAUAUGAAACUUGAAGAUGUCGUCAUUUCGAAGGACACGGACGGAUCGAAGGAGCUCUGCCGGAGGUUGCUUGCGGCUACGAUCACUCAAGCGUUCUCAUACAUGAUCAUGGCAGGAUUGGAGUUUGGGUGCGUACGCACCGGCGAGGCAAGCAUCUUUCUUCGGGCCCCAGAAGAUCCGCGGACUGUCUACUACUUCUUGUCAGUCCCCAAGAAUGACGUUGGCGAAUCUACAGGAUGGGACUUGGAAGGCGACAGCGACAACCGGUUACACCUCACUGCUGUCGGCCAGAUGCUGGCUUUCACCCUUCAGGCACUUCAGACGACGCCACGAAGUCAUUCCUGGAGGAGCGAUGCUUUAUCAAACCUGCCGAAGUGGAAUGUGAUCUACAACGAGGUGCUGGAAGCGAUACCUGUCGACGAGGUGGAUGGGUCAGAGUAUCAGCCGUCCCCGCACUCUGAGCUGAUUCGAGCAUCUCCGAUUCGCCUACGUCAUCGACCGCGGCGGCGGAGUUCUUCACCCAAAUCGACGAGAGCAGAACGCAAGUCACAGCCAUCGACGUCGACAAGCAACCGCAGUGUUAGCGGUGCCCGACAGCAUUGCACUCACGAAUGUCUUCUUGGGUUACUGAAUGGAGGGGCCCUUGACCAGGCUUGCCCUAACACUCCAGAGCACGGUCGCGGCCAUCAUCAGAUAGGGCAUAAGAAGUUCCUUGCCCUCCUACGAGAACAACUGAGCAAGACUAUGGACGAAAACUUUGACCCUGCGAGCCGACCUGGAAGCCGCGGCGUCUGCUUCACCGUCACUCUUGCUUCACACGGAUAUACGUUUGCCGCAAAGUGCAGCCCUUACUGGUUUGCUAAAGAUCUUGAGUACGAGGCAUCGGUCUACCAGUGCCUUCGACCGAUCCAGGGUCGUUACAUACCAGUCUGCCUUGGCCAUCUUGAGCUCCCUCAGCCGUAUUAUUCUGAGAUACCCACACUGACACACGCCUUACUGCUGAGCUACGGUGGCACACCAACUUCGCGACAUGUGAACGCCUCGAACAUGGAGCGGCUCCUCUAUCAGGCUGAGGCUUGCCUGAAAGCGAUACAUGCGCAUGGUGUCCGUCACUGUGACGCGCUGUGUCGGAACGUGCUCCUUGACACAAGCACCGGCAGAGUCAUGGUAAUCGAUUUUGAACGCGCGAAGAUCGAGCGUCCUCGACCUGGGUUGGGGCGGGACGAGACAGUGUCUCCGAAGCUGAGCGAUCAUCCACCUUCAGAAGGCGGGCAGUUAAGAGCUGAGCUGCAAGACUUAGUGAAGGCUGCUGGCGGAAACCGCCAUACGGCACCUGACAGGAGGACUGGAGUAUUGUAGUAUUGUUCACUGUUGAGGAUCACGUGUUGACUACGUGAUCGCGCUAGCUUAGCGUAUAUAGCCGGAGCUUUCAGCUCUUAUACCUUCUUUCUUAUCCGUCGUCGUGCAAUGGGGUUUUAUUGGCGGCUGCAUUGCAUUGGGCAUAGCUAGUAGAGACAGACAAUAGGAGCGGUCGACCAUAAUGACCUUACUGCUCAGCCUGGAUAUGCGUGCAGCGACAACUUUGGGUUUUGGUCGGGACAAUGGGCCCAGCUAGUGGGGGGUGUGGGGAACAUCAGGGAGGUUGGUCAGAAAAAUCAGUAGCAGG